UUGAUGAAUUGAAGCUCCAGCGGCCGGGAAUGCAUCCUAGAGUCGUAUAAAGUAAACCAAAAACCCUUAGUUGUAGGGUUUUUUAGCGUCCUGAAAACCCUAAAUAUUACGAAACACUGAAAUCUUUUUUAGCAGAAGCUUCUUUUUCUUCUGCAACUAAAUAGAUUCCAUGUCUCUUAGUUAGCCAUUCAUUGCCAACAUAACAUAUUUUGCCUCCCAAUACAGCACAAAACCUCUCGUAAAAUCGUCCCACGCCUGCUAAAUAUGGCUCUACGACGUCUGUUAAGUAGCACUACAUUUGGCAGGCUUAUUAUGGGAAGAGAUGUUUGCGUAACCUCAAAAUUUAUGCCCAUAAACAAUAGCGCCCUUGGGGUUAGGCUUGAAUCGACUGCAGAGGUGCCGGAGCCAUCGCCUAAGCUCUUCGUAAGUGGGCUCUCUAAGCGCACUACUGAUGAUGGUUUGAGAGCAGCUUUCGAAAAGUUUGGUCGAUUGCUAGAAGCUAGGGUGGUAACUGACAGAAUGUCUGGAGUAUCUAAAGGAUUUGCCUUUGUAAGAUAUGCCACUCAGGAAGAAGCUGACAAGGGCAAGGAGGGUAUGGAUGGCAAGUUUCUAGAUGGCUGGGUAAUAUUUGCAGACUAUGCAAAACCAAGACCUCCAAGGACUUUUGACAAUUCUCAAGGUCCAAAUCAAUCUUUUGGUGGAGCUCCUAGAAGCUAUGACAAUUUUCAAGGAUCAAACUCUUCUUCUGGUGGCGUGCCUAGUAAUUAUGGCACAAACUCUACUUUUGGUGGGGCGCCUAGCAACUAUGAUAACCUUCAAGACUCCAACUCUACUUACGACAGAGUAUCUACUUAUGAUGGAGCACAAAAAUAUUAACUUAUACUGGUAUAGGGUACUUAAGGAGGAAGUACUCUUGCAGUGUAAUUGAGAUUUAGAGAGGUCCUGCAAUCCUUAUGAGCUACUGUUGAACGGAUAUAUGCACUGGAAUGCUCUCAUAAAAUGUGGUAUUAAAAUUAUUUAAACCUUGCUUUCCCAUUGAGUGAGAAUUUUGUGUUGUGUUAGGACAUUGUUUACCAAGUAUACGUAGGAAGUAUCACUUGGUGCGGAGUUGCUGGAAAUGUCUAUAUUAAACUGCCAUUUUCUAUAUUCAAAUACAUAAAUCCAAUGAUCAUUAA
Molecule: messenger RNA, 1175 nt
Organism: Cryptomeria japonica (Japanese cedar)
Lineage: Eukaryota; Viridiplantae; Streptophyta; Pinopsida; Cupressales; Cupressaceae
Product: organelle RRM domain-containing protein 6, chloroplastic
Exons: 4
Coding region: 265-876 (203 amino acids)
Molecular function (GO): RNA binding
Source: RefSeq, a predicted model, not a curated record